Messenger RNA from Chelonia mydas (Green sea turtle), 9226 nucleotides. It is a transcript of the gene SH3BGRL2, whose product is annotated as SH3 domain binding glutamate rich protein like 2. The transcript is spliced from 4 exons. Gene Ontology annotation, cellular component: cytoplasm. The record is from RefSeq and is a predicted model, not a curated record. Lineage: Eukaryota; Metazoa; Chordata; Testudines; Cheloniidae. The coding region runs from base 1468 to 1794 and encodes 108 amino acids.
AACGUUAUUGAAGUCAGUGGCAUUACAUGAGCAUAAUGGAGAACAACACAAGCCAGUUCAGCAGCAGGGAUAGAUCAUGUGGUGGGGAGAGGUUAAUCAGAGGGGUGGUUGGCCACCUGGCUGGGUCUGGAGACCUAGGAGGAUGAGGGUAACAAUGACAGGAAUAUGUGACUAGCUAGAGACACAAUCUGUAGGUUUCGAGGGUUGUUUUUUUUUUUUUUUAAAUAUAAAGAACACUAUUGAGGAUGGCUCAAUCCCUAUUAGCCACUGGCUGGUAACUGAGACAUCUCUUUACCCUAAUCAGCUCAGAGAAAAUCUGCCACAUACCUGCCAACAUUGAAAGCUAUAAAUAUGUACAGCUGGGUGAAGACUGGGACCCACUUUAACUCACUGAAAUAUAUUGGGUUAGGAUGACUUUCUGAAAGGCAAGCGGUCCUGAUUUUCUUCGGUCUCAAACCUUGUGUUGUAAUUUUCACUUGUGUGAAGCAAGUGUAAAAAAUGCACCAGAUCACAAUGGUGGCCUUGACACCCACUUUGUGCAGACCGGGUAGACACUAGGCCAGGCAGUAGAAAAUAAAACUGAGAGUGAGGGGAAUUCAAAACUCGGCUGAAAAAUAGGGUUUUGUCAUUUCUAAACACCAUCAGCUGGCAUGCAGGCAUAGCUCAAUAUGAAAGAAGCCCUUAUUAUGGAUGUACUUUAAUAAUGCUGCAGAUGAAAACAAGCUGUUAGGCACUGUGGCCUGUAUCUUUAAAAAUGGUCCUUACUUGCCUCUGUUCCACUGUUGAUUUGCCAGGGUGUCUAGAUCCUUGGCCAUAAAUAACUGGGGUGACCAGCGUGCCUGGCACGCCGUGGUACUGAGCCCCCCAACUCAGGCUCAAGUCAAUGGGAGCUGCGGGUGUGCAACAUCUCUGGGAAUCAGGCCUCCUAGAAGUGUCCCCUAUGGGAGCCACCAGAAUUUAGAGACAGCCAGAAUUAGCGGCUACUAUUAAAGUAGGUUGUUCCCUACUAAACUACCUGACCGUGGGGACUGAUCUAAAGCCCGGUUUUCAGACCAGGGUGGGGCCCCGUUCGACCUGUCGCCCCCCCCUCCCCCCAGCUGGGAGGUGCAGGUUGCCCCCUGGAAACACAUCCACCAGCUGGCAGAGAGGCAGCACUACAAUUCCCAGCAAUCACUGCGCACGCCCCUCUCUUUCCCCCCUUCUGCUUUCGUCUCCUGCCUCCCUCUCAGCUCUGGUGUCUGCGCUGCGGCUGCGGCUGCGGCUGCUGCCAGGCGAAGCGGGAGUCCCGAGGCGAACGCCGGGCUGGAGCUGCUAGCGCCUCUGGGCUUCAGCGGCGUGAGCAAGGCGGGCUAGGUCCUGCAAGCAACCCCCCAGCUCGCAGCAGCGGCUUUCAGCUGCAGGAGUGGAAGCCCCCUUAGCCCUUCCACGCCUCCCCUUGGCUGGAGAGAAGCGGCGAAUGAAGUGAGGAUGGUUAUCCGGCUGUUCAUCGCAUCCUCCUCUGGCUCGGUGGCGAUAAAGAAGAGACAGCAAGAUGUGAUACGAUUUCUGGAAGCCAACAGGAUAGAUUUUGAAGAGGUGGAUAUCACAAUGUCGGAGGAACAAAGACAAUGGAUGUAUAAAAAUAUUCCUGAGGAAAGACAGCCUGCACAGGGCAAUCCGCUGCCACCCCAGAUAUUUAAUGAUGAUCAGUACUGUGGAGAUUAUGAUUGCUUUUUUGAAGCAAAGGAAAGCAACACUGUCUUCUCCUUUCUAGGGCUGAAACCUAGGUUGGCAUCAAAGGAGUCAGAACCCUAGAAAAAUUCUUUGAAGAUUCAACAAGCACAUCUCCUGGAUGAAAAACUUUGUUGUUCAGCACAUGACUGCUUCCCCAAUGGAUCACUGUGAUAAAAAGCCAAUGUGAAUAAUCAAUAUUUUGCUUGCCACGGAAGAGGUGCUUUCCAAAGGUGUGAAAUUAAUGUGUACACAAAAUGGGAUAAAGGGUGAGAUGAUACUCCUUUUUAAAAAAUGCCCAUUCUUGAUGUUUCACAUCUGUCUAUGGAUUACAUUUUCACUGGCUUUGGUAUUCUAGCAAAUAAUCUAUUUAACUCUGAAGAUGGGUGGAUGUUGAGGAAUGGAAGUGUAAAAUCUGUAUUAGCAUUGAAGGGGAUCUGGCAAGUAUGUGAAUCCUUUAUAAAUCUUCAGCUACUGCAGGCUGGAUAAAAUUAGUUUAUCAUGAGCGUUAUAAUUUUGAUGGUUAAUAGAACGUGAUGCUAGUUACGAUACAGAAGAUGAAAAACAGCAUGAAGAACUUGGUCUAUGCCAAAAACUGCAGAUUUCUGCUCAGUAUAUUUACUGUGCUGUCUAUGCUAGAACAUGUGUAUUGCAAUAUGUGUGGGCUACUAAGCUCUUUCAUAAAAAAAAAACAAAAAACCCACCACCCUAAAUGAUUCAUAUCAAAAAUUCACAUGACGAUUGGCUGUUAUAAAAACAGUGGUUAAUGGGGAGGAGGAGAGAACUCAAACUGAUGCUGUCUUGACAUCCAUGGGUUCCCCCCUCUCCCCCCACUGCAAUAAAAUUGUUCUGUUGAUGUGUUUGCCAACAAAAUAAUUGUUUUCAAGGACACUUUAAUGUGAGAGGUAUGUGUCAAACUUGUGCGUAUAGCAGUUGAAGAGACCUCAUAUGAAGCCAUUACAUAAUAUCUGUUGUUUGGGUGUGACUUUCCACCUCAAAUUUUAGAGCUCAUCAUUUGGCUGUUUUAAAAGAUUUCUAAAGUUAUGGAUCUAAUUCUGCUUCCCUUAAUCAAUUUGAAUAGAAUUAAACUCCACCGUUAGCCCCAUUGAUGUUGGUGGAACUACUCCUAGAGGUAGGGCUCGAUCUUGCAAAUAACUUAAACACAGCAGUAGUCCUCAUGACUUGAAGGUGAAAUCUGUUAAAGACAAUGGGAUUGCUCACAUGCUUAAAAGUAAGCCGGUGUAUACAUGCUUUACUGGAUAAGGACACAGUGUUUGACCCCUUGCAGGAUCGAAGGAUCAGUUACUAUUCAAUGUGAAUAAGGGAAGCAGAAACUGCCCCUGAGGAUUACCCUGAUGUAGCAGAGCUCAGUUUGGCCCUGUAUGACUUUAACCAUUUUUAAAAAAUUGAAAUUGAGAGUUGGCAGUUUAGCAAAUGGAUUGUCUGUAAUCUAGUCUAAUUGCAUUUAGGAAUGGGAAUCCCUUUACCCAGUUAAAAUAACAGCUAUUGAACUUCAUAAUGUUGCUUCUGCUCAACCAUGGGAGCUUUCUUCCAAAACAGUUUGAUGGUCAUUUGACUGUGAUAUUCCAGUAAGUAUUCUGGCUUCACCGGGCAAAUGGCAUAUGGUCAGGUGUGAAUAAAGAGGCACAGGGAUAAUUCUGCAGGACUGACAUCCAUAGCUCUGUCAACUGUUACUGCUUUGUGAAGAGAGGUGAUUUCCCUUCACUUAAUUAGCAUUGUCUCAAUUUACACAUACUCCACUCAGAACUCUACUGGUUGUGUUUGUAUUAAAAAGAAAAUGCUAAAAAGUACAUGAGAGGAAUUUUGUGAACCAGAUUCUGCUUUUGAUCUUCUCAUGCUGCUCCUACUGAAGUAAAAGGAGCCACACACGUAGGCUGAGCAGAAUUUGGUUCCGGUGUUAUAUUUUCAUCAGCCCCUGCUCUGGAUUCCUCUCCUGGGGGUGCUGUAGCCAAGAUUUUCAAAUAGAAAUAUAUUUUUUAAAACGUUAAUAUGUUGCCUAUGAUAAAAGUUGUGUUUGUAGUUUUAUAAUCACAUAUUUUAUGUGGUCUUAACUUCACUGUACAAAUGGAUUUGGCAAAUUGAAUCUGAAACAGAGAUCCAUUUUGUUAAAGUUAACAAGUUCUGGACAACUGUUCUUAAUCUGAGUGCAAGAAAGUUUCAUCCCCUUGCAAUGUUAAGUAAACGUAAUUUACAUAGUUACACAGUAAACUAGAAAGAAGCCAUCCUGGAUUUAGCACAUACUUGAUAUGUUGUACAUUUAGAGAAUUACCUAAGGUCCCAAUUCUGAGGAAGUUUAUGCACAUGUUUUAACAUCACUGGGUGAAAUCCCAGCCCCAUUAAAGUCAAUGGCAAAACUUCUAUUGAUUUCACUGAGGCCAGAAUUUCACUCAUUGAGUUUAACAGAACUCCUCCUGUGUUUAAAUGUCCACAGGUUUUAGGUCUAAAAUUAUAAUUGAACAGAAAACCAGUACCAUCACUGUAAGGUAAAAGGGCUUCUUUAAAAAGAUUAGUGUGGACACUAUUUAUUUGGAAGACAAGAAUAGCUCCAAAGAUGUCCAUUUUGCUUGCACAGAUUGGCAUUAUAAACCCGUUUAGAGAAGUAAUUUUCUUUAGAUUUUUUUUAAAACUGUAAGUUUCUUGAAUUUGAGUUUUUUCAUUGGGUUACAGCCUUAUUUUUUAAUUAUUAUGUAGCCUUUUAGUUUGUUACAAAAAUUGACUUGGAUUUCUUUUUAACCAGCUUUAUAGUUAUGAAAUUUGUUUAAAAAGUAGAACGCUUUGUUGAAGGCAGAUGCAGUAGCUGAAACAAAUGCCAAGUUAUUUAAUUUGAUGUAACUUUUUAUGCUAUUUUAAAAAAGAAACAAUGGGCUAGAAUCUGACCCGAUACCAGUAGUUACCCCAGUUUAAACACAGGGAGAAAAUCAAAAUCAGGUCUAAUGUGAAUUAAACCUCAAAACUGUGUAUACAGCUAAAGCUGCCAUUAAGGAAAUGGGAAUUUGGUUGUGCAAGGAAUGGUAGAUCAGGCUUGAAAGUCAAAUUCUAUCCUCUGAUGUGUGUGAAUGAUUCCUGUGCACUUCAGUGAGAGACCUUGUGUAUACACCAAGGCAAGAAUCUGGCCCUUUUGCUUUGGCUACCUUGUAAAAACUCUGUGCCAUCCACUUCACUAGCAAUCACUUUACUAGCAUACUGCAAUCAAGAGAAAAUGUUUGAACUGGGAGGGUGUGCACACAGCCGCUGUACCAGUGGUUUUAAUAGGUAUGUUUGUUGUAUUGUAACAAAUGAGAGGUGCCACAAAGCACUGGAGAGUGCCUUGGCUGAAGUAGGACUGUUACUACAGAGCCUUAUUAUAUAUAUCUUGAGUUUUGGUUCCAAGAAUAAGAACAUACACACAAUUUUAAUAGGGUUGAAUCAGACUGAUAAACUUUUAAACAUCUUGUACUUUCUUUUAAUUUAAAGAGUAAAACAUUUAAAAAUAACCUUGCUUUUGAUGAUUCACAUCGAAGUCCAAGACUUUGAAAAAUAGGAGCCUAAGUUAAGCUCCUGAAUCUACUUUUAAUGUAAAAUGAAUUACCUGCUCACAUUAGAGUCACUGGGAGCGGCUAAGCAUUUAGCAGUUCAUAGAAUCAGGUCAUUUUGUUUGGGGGAGUCUAAUUUUUUGACAAGAUUUUAAAAAAUAGGGGCCUAAGAUUUGUUAGUGGCAACAGAACUGCUUUAACUAUUGUUUUCAGCUGGUAGUGACAGAGAUGGUUUGAGUUAACAAUAAAGACUCUUAAAGAUUGUUGUUAGAUGUUACAUUUCUGGGGUGCUGGUUUUUCUUAUUUUAUCCUUGACUUACUUAGCCAGGAAGUGCCAAAUCCUGCUCGUCUUACUUGCUUGACUAGUCCCACUGAUUUCAUUAGAACUAUUUGCAUGAGCAAUGCAAGGAGGAUUUGGCCUGUGAUUAUUUUCUUGUGUCUAGAAUAAAAAUAGUAGAAAUUGGAAAGAGAGAAAAAGCCUAAUAGAUCAGCUAGAGCAUUCCCUGGCCUUGUGGAUUCUACCACUACAUAAAGUUUGUAGUUCAAACUGUUCCUGUAACAUUCCUUGACAUCACAAAUGCAGAAUUGAUGCUCCCUUUGGUAGCAUAAAUGUUCUACAUGGGUUUGGGGAGGGAGGGGGAGUACAAUUUGAGCACAUUCUAGACAGUCUACAUUUUUUUUUAAUUAUCUUAAUUAAAUUAUAUACUACACCAUCUCAUAAAUAAUGGCUGAAUUCAAGGAAAUCAUCAGGACCCUGCAGUAAAAUAUGCCAAAGAAAUCAGUGAAAUAACACAGUUAAUUCACACAUUACUAGUCUGCCUGAAUCAGCCCAUGAUGGAGGAGCAUCGCAGUACUGUCAUAGCUUCCAGCAGAAGGAUGAGGCCUGUCCUGCAAGAGUCUGAGCACCCUCUAUUCCUAUUGCCUUACAAGGUAACCACAAUGUCCCGAAUACCUUCAGGAUCAAGACCUAGCCCCAGAGUGUAAAAUAGGAGCAAUUCAUUAGCUUGUGGUGUUUAUUUUAAGUACUGGAUUAGUUAGUAGGAGUGCCAAGAGAGUUGGGCAGAUCUUCAGUUGGUGUCAAUGGUCAUAGCUCCAUUGAAGCCUGUGGAACUAUGACAGUUGAUACCCUCUGAAGAUCUGCACCCAUGUUCUAAAUUUUCAUAAGUGGUGGGGUGUGUUUUUCAUAUCUAUAUUUAAUGUAUAAAACUAGGUUUCCUUAUCUGAAAUAAAUGUAACCUACUGUUUGACUGGGGCACUUUCUGGUGUUCCCUAUAAGGUAUUAGGCUAAAUGAGUCUAAAUUGGUGUAAUUUUCUCUGUAAGAGGCUGACAAAAGGCACAAGUUACAUCAUUUGCAGCUCCCUUAGAGCCAUUCUCUACCAUGCAAUUUACACCCCCUUACUCUCCUCCAAAAUUGGCUCAUUAUCUUUGGCAUAAACAUUGCCAUGAACGCAGUACCAGUUUGUAGAUUCCUCUAUCCAGUGUAGAGAGGUAUUACCAUCGGAUAAGGGAAAUAAGAGGUCUCAGGCACACAGGGAAGUCAAGUGUACAAAGUAAAUGCUAUUCAUACAGUAAAAUGGGCCAGUUCCUCAACUGGUGUAAGCCAGGAUAACUCCCCUGAAGUAAAUGGAGCUUUAUCAACUUACACUAGCUGAGGAUUUGGACUGGAGCAAGUACGUCUAAAUAGCAAGACUGGAAGGAGGUUGUGAUUCAGUAUAUCAGAUUUGCUGUGUCAAAUACCACUGGACAGAAACAACUAGAUUUUGCUGAAGGGAUGGAAAUUAUUCUAGGUUUGCAGAGUAGCUUGACCAGAUGUCCUCUUAUUUCCACAUGUAGUAUCCUUUCUUCCAUUUAACAUAUGCAUGCUUUCAAAUCAUAAACCUAUUAAAAUAUAAUUCUGUACAGAGGUGCCAUGCAUUGAAUUCAUUUAGCUUAAUCAUACCCUCAAUAUCCUGAACAUUGUGUGUGCUCUCCAGGGCAUGUGCACAAAGGGUGUCUAAUACCUUUACAUUAUGCCUGUAGAAAGCUUUUUCUCCAGGACAGGGCUGACAGUUCUCCUCAGUAUCCUCCAGGUGUUGACAAUUCAUUUUGUCUGUUGCACUCAUCAAAGAUUGACAUUGAAUAAAAAAUUCUUUCAUCAGCUGCAAUAUUUACACAAAAAUCUUUUAAAUAAAAGUAUCAGGUAGCAAAAUACUCAAUUCUUCUCAAAGUUUGUACUCCUUUUUAACUGGCUUCCCCAGUUCCUAUCUAGGUGGUGAGGGGUGUCUCCUGGACUGCAACUUUAGCUUUAUUUUCUAAGAUAAGUCAAUGGACGGACUCUUGAUGUUAACUUCAUGAGUAUUCAGUUAGACCCGUAGUGAAGUUAGAUUUUCAUUUAUUUAUGUUUGUCAUACAUGUAUAUUACAGUAAGAAACAUCUGAUACUUAUUUGGUGUUAUGGCUCUUAGCUUUAUUAUAAGCAAGUUACUUUCAUAAAUUGCUACCAGAGUACAUAAUUCAAGUCUACAGUGAAUUAACGCUACACAAUUUAAUAGAGCUAAAAUCAACAGGGUUCUACAGACCUUACUCUAAAGAUUGUCAUGAAAUGCCAUGUAUUUGUGUAUUUAUUUCAUAAACACCUAGAUACUAGCCAGAAAACAAAACCACUUAAAUUCUCACAUGAAAGAGAGGCAGAAGUGAAGGUCAGGAGCAAAACCCUGGUGAAACGCCUUCCAUCUCCCAGCUGCAGGAUUGUCCCAGAAGCUAGCAUGGGGGCUCCAUCCUUCAUAUUAGCCUCAGAUUACUUGGUGUCUGAUAAGUAUGAAGUCCCCAACUCCCAGAACUACAUCAGUUUCCAUUUGAAAUGUUAUUUCUACAAUGAUAAGUGAUAGAACCUUAAAUUGAUGUUGUCUUUUUUAAAAGAAAGCUUAAGUUCUGCAGUAAUGGCCCUCACGAUUACCAUGGAAAAUUUCCUUCUCUCUGCUAUGUGUACAGGUGUAUUUUUCAUGCCCUGCUCCAAGCUCAUAAAUAGGCAGUGAAAUAUACAGCACACUGAUUCUAGGGUAUAGCCUUCUCCAAAGCUUCUGCAAUUCCAAAUAUUUACCAUAAGCAGGUAAACAGUAGAUGCCAUCAUUAUAUAGCAUUAUACAUUUCUUAGAUGCUCUGGUUACGUUCUCCAGAAAUGAGGAAGAGCUCUCUGAAGCUCGAAAGCUUGUCCCAUCCACCAACAGAAGUUGGUCCAAAAAAGAGAUUAUCUCACCUACCUUGUCUCUGUCAUCAGACAUUAAUAUACUGGGCUUGACUGACCUCUCACUCAGUGGUGUAAAUCAGAAGUAAUUCCAUUGAAGUCUCUAGACUUCCACUAGUAUAAACUGAUGUGAAAAGACAAUCAGAGCCAGUAGUCUCUGUGUUUAAAGCAGCUUCCAGAAACCCAAAUGGGUUAACUUUGGGGAAAAAAAGGAUUAAAAGGUUAAUCCAGGUGACUAGGGGAGCCGUGGCUUUCGUAGAAAGGAACAUGAUUUAAGCAAUUUUCUCUCUGUUAUUUAGAUGUUUUAGUAAUCUGAAAAACAGAACUCGGUUUGCUUUUAGACAAGUCAUAGGAAAUCUUUGACUUGAGUUGAAAGCUUCUCUCUUUUUCGAACCGCAUCCUCUAAAAACUGCUGUAUAAUGUAGUGUGGUCUAGCAGUCAAUUUGUGAAAUACUGAGCUUUUACAGUUAAUUCUCUGGUAGUCUGUUCAAAACAAUCUUGAUUUAAAAAAUCAUGCUGUUGUCUAUUAAUUUAAGUUGUAGGAUUCUAUUGCAGGACUCUGCCUUCUGUUACUUGUAAGAACAGUGCUAUUUUACGGUUUCAAAGCACUUUUUAAAUUCAAAGGUAAAACUAGCACUUCUCAACAUCAGUCAAAUUAAAGAAUGAUUUCAAUCCUACAAAAAGAACAAGGAGUACUUGUGGCACCUUAGAGACUAACAAAUUUAUCUGAGCAUAAGCUUUUGUGAGCUACAGCUCACUU